This is a messenger RNA of Labrus bergylta (ballan wrasse), 3523 nucleotides long. RefSeq names its product KIAA0753 ortholog. Lineage: Eukaryota; Metazoa; Chordata; Actinopteri; Labriformes; Labridae. The record is from RefSeq and is a predicted model, not a curated record. Gene Ontology annotation, biological process: centriole replication; protein localization to centrosome. Gene Ontology annotation, cellular component: centriolar satellite.
UUGUUGUUGUCAUGGCGGCGUUUCAAACUGUUGCCGAAGUAGGAUUCAAUUUGAAAAAGAUAACUAUGAGCUAUAUUUCAAUUCAGCUGGUACUUUGAGCCUCUCUCUCUCUCUCUGUACAUACAUUAAUUUAUAAUAUUUACUAAAAAAAAGUCAUACGCAUAGCUCUUGAAAAGUGGUCCCACAAUGCCGAGGUAGAGACUGGGCUGGAUCAUAACCACAGUGGUUUUACUGGGAUGUCGCAAACAAAGCUGUUGUUCAAUGAAGCUAUCCCUGCAAGUACUGGCCGACGAGCCACCCAUGUGCGCCCACCAGCCCCCAUCGUUAUUGAAAGGCUGCUGCCGCCGCCGACAGAGGAGUCUGGGAAGAUGGACAGCGCCAGAAGCUCCAUCAGCUUCACCGCCCUCUCUGAGGAGCGGCUACACGCUGCAGUCCAGCUUGCAAAGCGUGAUCUGAGGAGAAGGCGCCGUAAGUCACUCACAAAAUCCCCUCCAAAACCCUCUCAGGAGCCCUCCCUUCUUUACACAAGUGACGUAGAGCUACUUCAGGAGCUUGCAGCCACUCCAACUAAAGCAAAAUUGAAGGCCUCCAGUCCGAAACAGAAGGCAGGACGACCUGGAGCCAAACUGUCUGUGCACACUUUCCACAAACAUCCAAUUUCUCCCAUACCUCACGCUGGCCAGUCACCCCCAACCAGAGACCCAGGGAAGUUGGAAAAAGGCAAAGAGGCUCCUUUAAGCCAUGAGAUCCACAAACUGCAAAAUGAGCUGGAGGUGUAUAUCCAGAAAGUUGAAGAGCUAGCCAACAGAGGUGAUCCAAAACAAAAAGGAGACAAAGUAGAGGAGCCUCUGGAGCCUGAAGAGCUUUACAAGCUGGAGAUGCGCAGACAGAAGCAGGCAGCUCGAUCAGGACGUAUGAUUUAUGUUCUCCAACAGCAGGUAAAAGAGAUUCAAGAUGAUAUUGUAAAACUACGAUGCCAGAACAUAUGGGACACUAAAAAGUCCACAGCAAUCAGCAGACUGGCAGCUGCCCACCGUGGGGCACUCAGGACCUUGCAGGCUGUUAUUCACCAGCUCUCAGAUCUAUCUCAUGGAAAGUUGCCCUCUUACCACAGAGAGCUGGGGCAGCUGAUUCGUCAGCUCUCUUUGUGCUCAGCAAAGGUUGAGGUGGAGCAGGGUUCAGCUGUGCCUGAGACGGCCCUCGACAUCCUGCAGAAACUGGAGGUUUUGGAUUCUGCCCUCAAUAAACAAGAGAUGCUCGAAAAGAAGCAGGCCCAAACUUGUCCUCCACACAGGAAGUCUCCCCAUCACAGCAUGUCACCUAUUAGGGCACCCAAGGGUCCAAGUACCUCAUCUGUUCGAGGACCGUGCAAAGCCCCGAAUCCCAAAAGGGGUCUCCAUGUAGGAAGGAGAAGGGCCUUGCAGAAGCCUAGAACAGCGUCUCAUCAGCAGCUUAUAAACAGGAGAGAGUUACUCAGGGCUGGCCUAGAGAGAUUCGCACAACAGGGGGAACUGAGAGAGCAGCCAACACAAGCUCAGACAAACAUGAACUGCAGAGAAGGAGGGGACCAACACUCUGAUAGGAACAAGGCUGACAUUAUAAACAAGCGUAAUCAGAUAAAAGAAGCAGGUUUCCAGCUGCCCACAGUCUCCUCUCAGCUGCGAGUGAACCAGCUCCCUCAAAAAGAGCACUCUGUGCCCUGGAUACCUACAUCCCCUCACUCUCCUCCUCCACAGCGAUCCCCUCCAAGGAGAAGACCAGAGCCUCGCUGUCUCUUCUCUCCUGUGAAGCCGUCACUGAGCCCUCCGAAGCAGAAGGUGGCUGUUGGUUUUAGCUCGGAAACGGAAACACACGCUCAAAACGAAGCAUUAAGGAAAGCCUGGUUAGAUAAGAUGACCAUGCAGAGACUGAGAGAGCUCAACCAACUAAGCAAAGAGGAGGCCGACCGCAUUCAGACAUUAAGGUCAGAAGUUGUCUCACCAUCUCAGUGGGCUGAGCGAGCCGAGCAGCAGGCCAGAGAGAGAAUUCAGCCGCUUCUGGAUAAAGCUCAGAGGAUCAGUGAGUCCAGUAACCGAAUCAGCCCCUCGCUGAGGAAUAGGCUGUCUGAUCAGGCUGCAGAGCGGGCAGCAGAGAGUGCGGAGCAGCUGAGCCAGGCCCUGCUGGAGGAUCUGUUGGAGGACACUGCGCGGGCAGCGUGGGCAGCUCAGACAGACAGACAGUUGGAAGACGCGGCCCUGUGUAGGCUGCAGGCCCCCACCCUGGAGAGCAUGCUACUUCGGAUGGAGGAGAUACAGAGAGAUCAAGAGGAAGUUAGGAGACGGUUUGCUACCAUCAGCUAUUCAGACCCUCUUUACUGGGAUGGACCAGGAGCGCCAGGACCCCUGUGUCAUGCUCCGGGCUCGAGGCCAGCCUCUCCUCAGCCUAUUAGGCUCACAAGGCCAGUGCUGAUUCAGAGCUCUGCAGCUGAUAUUGUCCUAGAGAGACCGGUGGAGACUGGCAUUCUCUCUGAGAGCAGCCUGGCGGAGGAGGCGUCCCAAGAUGAGCAGCGGCCCACACACAGCAACGUGUUCCUCCCAGGCCCAGCGGAGCGGAGCCGAGGGACUUUUAUCUCUGUGCCAGGCGGCAUGCUGGGAAACAUCCGGAGAUACAGGGAAGACUAUGAGGCCUACCUGCGUGUAGUGGCACACGAGAAUGUCGGCAGCUUCAACCCCUGGGCCAUCGCAGACAGCCUGGCAGAUGAGCUGCUGUCGGAGGCUCUGGCUGACGUGGCUGCAGAGUUUCAGGACGUCGUGGAGGACUACGCAGAGGCCGUCUUCACCUCAGAGUUUCUCCAGCCAGUCCAGUCACCUCCUGCUACUGCUGCGGCUCUGAUUAACCAAUAGGAAGCUACAGCACGGUGGCUGAGAUAGAGGUUUUUUUAUGAACUAUAUCCAAAACAUAUUUAUUUGUUGAAAAUCUGAAUUUUUUGACUUUCAGCAAAAAAAGGAUUUGAGGAUUUGAAUAUCAAGUAGAAAAAAUUCAAAUAAGGGCUAUGAUUAUUUGCAGAUAUUUCAUUUGGUGGGGAGCCUUUUUAUUCUUUUUGACAUUAAGAAAUUGGUCAUAGAUCAUUGCUUUCAUAUCAUAUGGAUAUGACUUUAUUUAAUUAGGUUUACAGAUACUUUGUAAUGAAGAUGCACCAGACAAAGAUAGUUGAAUUUCUCAGGGAGCGUGAGUCACGUUACCCUUUGUGGUCCAUCUGUAGCUGUGAUUGAAUUCCACAGGGGAAAGUUAGUUUAGUUUCGAUAAGCUUCGAGAGACCAUUACGACAUCACAGAGGAUUAUAAGAUUACCGCCCUCCUGUUGCACUUGGUUUAAAUCUCCCCGAGGAUUACUUGCACUUUCUAUUUUCACGUUGGAAAUACAUUAAUUGCAUACGGUCGCAAAUGAAUUGCAUAGGCAGUCGAGAGCAUCAUGUGUUAAAUCUAUUGUGACUAACAGGUUAUCCUCGUUUGCUUUCAUGUCUAAUAAAGGGGUCUAAACACAG